AUGAAAUUUAAAUCUCGAAAAAGCUUUAUUGCCUACUCAACCACAAUCUACGACCCAUCGGAUCAACACAGAAUACGAAAAUGGAGAGAAGAGCUACAAUGUGAAAAACCUGUCCUGCUUGCUGAGCAUUUACCAUGUGGAGGUAACCAACCAUGGAUUACAUGGAAGACAAUAAAUGUUAAGAGCAGGAGUGGCCAAAACAAAAGCGAAAAUUAUGAAAUGGGGACACCAGAAAGAACCGGAUAUACUAUGCAAAUAUGGCGAAGACCAAUCAGAUGA
Cinara cedri is the source of this 279-nucleotide messenger RNA. The record is from the annotation of a GenBank genome assembly. NCBI's taxonomy places the organism in Eukaryota, Metazoa, Arthropoda, Insecta, Hemiptera, Aphididae.